CAUUUUUACAAUCUAGUAAGCCCGAAGUUAUGGUAGCGAAUAUGCAGAUGAGGUUAAAUGCGUGCCGGGGGAUUGGUCUAGCUGUAGUACUGUUGGCCAUAUUGAUAGCAGAGGGCCGAGCUGAUGCAGACAUGUCGUUGUCGUCGUGCCUCAACCAGCUCGUACCUUGCUUGAACUACCUUGAUAGCGGGACUAGCCGCGAUCCGCCAAGCAAUUGUUGCAAUCCUCUGAAAUGGGUGAUCAAAUCCAGCCCAGAAUGCUUGUGUAAUAUGAUAAGCAUAAAGGGUUCAAAUGCAGCUGAGGAGGCUGGUAUUAAUGUCACCCAGGCACAGGAAUUGCCUGGUAGAUGUGGCCAGGCUGUUAACCCCAUCUCCUGCCUUAAAGGUGCAGGUUCACCCAAUUCGAAGAACUCGGUUUCAAACUCUGCGAGUUUCUCAUUCUGCUCCCUAAGCACAACAGUGGCCGCUGCUUUAUCCUUGGUUUUCCAGGCUGUAUACAUGGGCUUUUGAACUGUGUAUGGAUUACUUAUCGGCUGCGAAAGUCAGUAUUAAUUGUUACAAUAGUUCGAUUAGCACAUUGGAAGGUGAAUGGAACUCAUGGCCUCUUUUUUCCAGGCACCUAAAACGCAUUCCUGAUACCGUUGAAAGAGUUCAGCCUUCCUCUUUCUUUUUAAUUCCCCCAUUGUGUAAAAUUUUGAGAUAGUUCAAGAACUAGUUCUGCUUCUUUCUUUCA
Rhododendron vialii is the source of this 732-nucleotide messenger RNA. RefSeq names its product non-specific lipid transfer protein GPI-anchored 30. Lineage: Eukaryota; Viridiplantae; Streptophyta; Magnoliopsida; Ericales; Ericaceae. Gene Ontology annotation, biological process: lipid transport. The coding region runs from base 30 to 509 and encodes 159 amino acids. The record is from RefSeq and is a predicted model, not a curated record. Gene Ontology annotation, molecular function: lipid binding. The transcript is spliced from 2 exons.